This is a messenger RNA of Arvicanthis niloticus (Nile rat), 1916 nucleotides long. NCBI's taxonomy places the organism in Eukaryota, Metazoa, Chordata, Mammalia, Rodentia, Muridae. The record is from RefSeq and is a predicted model, not a curated record.
AUGGAAGAGGAUCAAAGCAGCACUCCCAUGGAUCUCAGUAACACUCCGGCGUGGGAGAUGGACAAGUAUAUAGAGGAUCACCUUCUUCCUGACACUACAUUUCUUACUGAGGUCAGAGCAGACAUUGACUUCAUAAGUGCUUUCCUGAAGGAGAGAUGCUUCCAAGGUGCCGCCCACCCUGUGAGGGUCUCCAGGGUUGUGAUGGGCGGCUCCUACAAUGAACACACUGCGCUCAAGGGCAGGUCAGAGGCCAACAUGGUGGUGUUAUUUAACAAUCUCACCAGCUUUGAGGAUCAGUUAAAGUGGCAUGGAGAGUUCCUUGAGGAGAUUCAGAAACACCUGUGCCAGUUGCAGCAAGAGAAACAAUUUAAAGUGAAGUUUGAGGUCCAGAUCUCAGAGCGGCCCAACUCCAGGUCUCUGAGCUUCAAGCUGAGCUCCCCUGAGCUCCAGCAGGAGAUGGAAUUUGAUGUGCAUCCAGCCUAUGAUGCCCUGUAUGAACUGAGAGACAACAAGUUCGCUGAACCCCAAUUAUACAACCAAGUCUACACCCAACUUAUCCACGAGUGCACCACCCUGGAGAAGGAGGGUGAGUUCUACAUCUGCUUCAUAGACCUCCAUCAAAACUUCCUGAAGCAUCGUGCAACCAAGCUGAAGAAUCUCAUCCGUCUGGUCAAGCACUGGUAUCAACUGUGUGAAGAGAGGCUGGGGAAGCAGCUGCCCCCACAGUACGCCCUGGAGCUGCUCGCAAUCUAUGUCUGGGAACAUACGAAUGAAAAUCAACAUGAAAUAGCCACAGCCAAGAGCUUCCUGACCUUCUUAGAACUGGUUGUCGAUUACAAGUUUCUUCUAAUCUACUGGACAUGGUAUUAUGGUUUUCUUCAUCAAGAGAUCUCUGACUACCUGAACAGACAGCUCCAAAAAGACAGGCCUGUGAUCCUGGACCCGGCUGACCCAACAAGGAACGUGGCUGGUUCAAACUUAGAGGCCUGGAAACUUCUGGCAGAAGAGGCUGAGUCCUGGAUGCAUUUCUCUUGCUUUAAGAACCAUGAUAUGUCCUGGAUAUCCACCUGGGAUUUAUCGGCCGAGAAUAAAAAAUGUGUCGUCUUGUGAACACCCAGCACUUGGUCAGGAGGCUCCGGAGUGAGGGGCAUGUGCUGCUCUGCUGCAAGACCUUGACCUAGAGGACAGGAUGGUGCUCUAGGCUCCAGUGAGGGGCAUCCAACCUGGGAUCAGACUGCAGGCUUCUGAUCCCUGCCUGCCCAUGGACAGCAUCCUCACAGCCUGCGUCCUCUGCCUUACCCUCCAACAGUGCUCUCUGGGAGUCAGACUCUGAAGGAAAGAGAACUCAAGCAUGACGUCCAUCUGUCCAGCUGUUGGGAAGCUCCAUCCGACAGUGUCUGAUCAGCGAUAAUAAACCACAGUAACUCAUGAGAGUGUGUGCACUCUGAGGGAAGGGACCAUCAAGUACACACGUGUGCAUGGGGAGGUGGUGUGUCCAUGCACCCCUAGAAACUGUGAGCUGUUGUUACAAGCUCCCCAUGGGCCCAGGUAACUGUCAACCAGCAGUGGACAGAGCAGAACCCAACUUCUACAUAUUUUGAUGUCUGGUGGCUUGGGAUCCUUCCAGAUGUCUUAUACAAGGAACGAAGUCAAGAAUCCUUGGAUCCUGUCCAUGCUUCCAUGACUUGAUUCUAGACUUUCCCCCAUCCCACACAGAAACUGUUUACCAGAUGCACAUGACCCUGAAGUCCUGGGAAUCCAGUCAGGGUGCAUCAAGGUGAACUGAUUCUGCAGCAUGCAGGCUGAGGUCCUCAGCACUGUGGGAAAAUGAAACUGUAUACAAUCUGUGACUUUAAAACUUAGUUGUCUGUGUGAUGAUGACAUUUGAAGCACUGAUUUAAAUCACGAUGCACCAA